Molecule: messenger RNA, 1609 nt
Organism: Juglans microcarpa x Juglans regia
Lineage: Eukaryota; Viridiplantae; Streptophyta; Magnoliopsida; Fagales; Juglandaceae
Product: isocitrate dehydrogenase [NAD] catalytic subunit 5, mitochondrial-like
Exons: 7
Coding region: 60-1178 (372 amino acids)
Biological process (GO): isocitrate metabolic process; tricarboxylic acid cycle
Cellular component (GO): mitochondrion
Molecular function (GO): isocitrate dehydrogenase (NAD+) activity; NAD binding; magnesium ion binding
Source: RefSeq, a predicted model, not a curated record
UUUUACUAUUCUCUCCCUCUCUCUCUCUCUCUCUCGCCCCCCGUGUUGGCCCAGUGGUUAUGGCUUCUCAGCUCAUUAAACGCGUUCUUGGAGGCCGGUCGCGCCAGAUCCUCUCCUCCCGCGCAAACCCUGAAGCUAAUGCACUGUUUAUGUACCGGGCCUUCUCCUCCGUCUCCACGCUGAUCCGAGCCACUCUCUUCCCUGGCGACGGUAUCGGCCCCGAGAUCGCCGAGUCCGUCAAACAGAUAUUUAAAGCAGCUGAUGUUCCAAUUGAAUGGGAAGAGCACUACGUUGGGGACCAAAUAGAUCCUAGAACUCAAAGUUUCCUAACAUGGGAAAGCUUAGAAUCUGUACGGCGAAAUGGGGUAGGCUUGAAAGGGCCUAUGGCCACACCCAUUGGAAAAGGUCAUCGUUCUUUGAAUCUUACUCUAAGGAAAGAAUUAAAUUUAUAUGCUAAUGUUCGGCCUUGCUCCAGCCUCCCUGGCUAUAAAACUCGGUAUGAUGAUGUAAAUCUUAUCACUAUCCGUGAAAACACAGAAGGGGAGUACAGCGGACUUGAACAUCAAGUGGUCAGAGGUGUGGUUGAAAGCCUCAAGAUCAUUACUCGACAGGCCAGUUUGAGGGUGGCUGAAUAUGCUUUUCACUAUGCCAAGACCCAUGGAAGAGAGAGAGUGUCUGCAAUACACAAAGCGAACAUUAUGCAGAAAACUGAUGGUCUUUUUCUAAAGUGUUGUCGUGAGGUUGCAGAGAAGUACCCUGAGAUUAAAUACGAGGAAGUUGUUAUUGACAAUUGCUGUAUGAUGCUUGUGAAGAAUCCAGCUCUUUUUGAUGUAUUGGUGAUGCCUAAUCUAUAUGGUGACAUUAUCAGUGACCUUUGUGCUGGGUUGGUAGGGGGAUUAGGCUUAACACCAAGCUGCAAUAUUGGCGAGGGAGGAAUUGCCCUCGCUGAAGCUGUACAUGGUUCAGCACCUGAUAUUGCUGGAAAGAAUUUGGCGAAUCCAACUGCUUUGCUGCUUAGUGGUGUCUCAAUGCUGCACCAUCUCAAUCUCCAUGAUAAAGCUGAUCAGAUCCAAAAUGCUAUCCUCGACACAAUUGCAGAAGGGAAGUACCGAACAGCUGACCUUGGUGGUAGUUCAUCUACUAGUGACUUCACAAAGGCAAUUUGUGAUCAUCUUUGAAGAGUAUGUCUUACUAUAGGAUUUGAGUUUUGCAUUGAGUUGACGGCAAAGAAUUUGUCGUGAUGUCUCUAAUAGAACCAUAUUCAGAACCUUUAUCUAGAUCUUUUUCUAAGGGGAAUAACACCACAUCACCUUGAUGCUUUGAAAUUCAUCUGGUUACCAACGUACAAUUUGAAAAAAAAAAAAAAAAAUGUAGAUGUGGUACCAUAAAGCCAUGGAGAGGUCAAGGACGUUCAUGGGAAUAACAGAGAUUGGACUCUGCAUAAAGGACACUCCAUAUUAAACUUCCCGUGCUAUAUGAUUUUGGUGUUUUUUUUGUCAAUACAAGAAGAAAUAAGAGCAUCACGGUUUGGUGUUAACCCCAGCUUUAUUCUUCCCUAUGUGGACCUGGAUAGUCUUCUUUCUGAUGAGGAUGCUUUCAAGGUUUUCCC